Dromiciops gliroides (monito del monte) is the source of this 752-nucleotide messenger RNA. RefSeq names its product chromosome 1 C3orf84 homolog (gene CIMIP7). The transcript has 4 exons. The record is from RefSeq and is a predicted model, not a curated record. Bases 1 to 747 code for a protein of 248 amino acids. NCBI's taxonomy places the organism in Eukaryota, Metazoa, Chordata, Mammalia, Microbiotheria, Microbiotheriidae.
AUGACGCAAAGUGCUUUAGUUGGAUCUUGGUACAACAGUGGUUUCUAUGGCCACUACCGAGGCCAAUUCAAGUGUGAACUAGCUCAGGAUUACCGCCUGGCAGCCAAGCCCCAGCCUCCAGCAGUGUUCCUACAAAGAAUUAAGGAACCACCAGGACUACACUUAUUCUCCAAACAUGACAAUCGUGGUGUCUUUGAUCCAGGAAUAGGGAAACGGAAAGCUUGGGAGAAACUCAAGAAGAAAUGCAAUGUUUUCAACUGGCCUUCUGAUGAUGAAGCCCAGAGCCCCCUUGUUUCCAGUUACCAGAAAGACUACCAGAAGGAGUCAGGUGGUAUUCAGCCACUAGUCCGCUUUAUUCAGUCUGGACCCCCGCAGAGCUUGAACUUGAACAGAAUACCUAGUACCACCUACCAGCACACUUUCUGUCAUCAACUUAUAAACCAUUUGCCAGAAGAGAAGUUUAAAAAGGAGAUUUUUGAGAGCAAAGAAAAACUGGGCAUUUCCCAGGUUUCUGAGAGCAAGGAAAAACUGGGCAUUUCUCAGGCUUCUGAGAGCAAAGAAAAACCGGGCAUUUCUCAGGCUUCUGAGAGCAAGGAAAAACUCUGGAUUUCCCCUGCCUCAAGUGCGCUCUCUGACUCUCUGCCAGGCCUCCCUUUUACAGUGAAUCGUAAGAAAGUUGAUCCCUUCCUGCACUUCACUGUCUCUGACUGUUUACGUUGGCUCGACCCAUUAAAGAAAGCACAUUAGUCCUC